Molecule: messenger RNA, 6253 nt
Organism: Misgurnus anguillicaudatus (oriental weatherfish)
Lineage: Eukaryota; Metazoa; Chordata; Actinopteri; Cypriniformes; Cobitidae
Gene: nckap5l
Product: NCK-associated protein 5-like
Biological process (GO): microtubule bundle formation; microtubule depolymerization
Cellular component (GO): microtubule plus-end
Source: RefSeq, a predicted model, not a curated record
AUAUGUGAGAGCUACUUGUGUUGUUAGUAAACAUGCUGCACAUAUUUUGUACAUGUAUACGUAAGGGCUGUCACAGAUAUUUGAUGAGAUAAGCUCACGCACUUUUCACACGCUCAUAAAAUGAAACAAAAAAUUAAAGAGGCGGAGAGCAGCCGUAGGCGCUCUUUUGUGGGUGUUUGAACACAUUUAACCACAUAAGCGUAGCGAUCCGGUCGAAUGUGUUUUCGACUACCUCUGAAUGUGGUCGAAAGUGGACAAGUUAAAAAGUUUCACACCGUUUACACCUGUAUUAGCGUCGUCCACUUGUGAUCCGUUCGACCAAAAAGCAUCUUAUUCCCAGGUGUAAACCUAAGGGCCUAAGGCUUUGGAUUUUUACAAUAUUCAUUUCUCGGUAUAAACAAUGUCGGAAGAGGCCCAAAAUCGAGUGGAUGAGGACUUUGAGUCUGAGGAGGGGGAUCUUGAGUCCUAUCUAGAGGAAGAGAGUAGCAGUGAGCUUCUGGAGAGAGUGAAGGAACUUCAGGCUGAGAAUUCUGCUCUUUCCCUGGCAAAUGAGAGUCAGAGAGAAGCAUAUGAGCGAUGCCUGGAUGAGGUGGCCAACCAUGUUGUCCAAGCCUUGCUCAAUCAAAAGGAUCUGAGAGAGGAAUGCAUUAAGCUGAAAAUGCGGGUGUUUGAUUUGGAGAGGCAGAACCGAACCCUGUGUGAACUCCUACAGGAGAAAUUACACAGUCAGUCAUGUGUACACCAGCAGCAGCCAGGACCCUGUUUGGACCACAUCGGCGAGCUGCAACACAGUGAAUCUAACAAACUAAUAGAGGCUCAGAGAAAUCCACAGGCAAAGGGACCCAGUGAAUGUGCACAAAAUUACAUACCUGAUACCCAGGGUUCAUCCACUUCCAUGGAGGCCAUGUCUCCAUUCUUGAAAAAGAAAGCACACAUCUUGGAAGUCCUCCGCAAGCUUGAAGAAACAGAUCCGCUUCGGUACCAUCGUUCCUCUGGCAUUCCUUCAAUCUGUGACUACAGCCAGGCUCUUGCCUCUAAAGAGGCCGUAUUAGCCUGCAGAGACAGUUCGUCCAGGUGCAAUGCACCCAAAGCACAUUGUUCCCAUUCCUGUCCAGAUGUUUGCACACAUCAGCAUUUGAAUGGAGGAGAGCACAGCAAUGUAAAGUGUGGUAGUUGUAGCACAUGCCUGAUGCUGUCCAAUAAAGACUCUGUGAGCUUAACGAAGAGUAGCCACAACUGUUGCACUUCAUCACCUAUCACUAUUGAUAACCUCAAUCUGUCUCGGCCUGAUUUUCAGGAGAAUACGGACUUGCAGAGCCUUGUGAAGCCUGUUGCAGGUACAAGUGAACUGUUUGUAAAUAGGACAUCUGCUGACCUGUCUGCUCUUUCAGCGGAACAAGGUCCAUCUAUAGAUUCCCACCAGUCAGAAGCUCCGGAUUCAUGCUCGCGUUUGUCAGUCUCAGAAAGAGAUCAGACUAGACCGGUUUCUGAUCAUAUUUCAGUAGACACAAGAGACAAGAAUAGGUUAUCUGACGUUCUGCUCGAGUCUAUGUCAAACAGGUCUAGUGGCAGCACUUGCAAUGACACAAUUUGUGACGACAGCGUAAUUGACGUGGACUCUGAUCUGAAGCACUUAAACGCUGUAGUGCCACAGAGACUUGAGAAGGACCGUGGCAGUGAAGAGCUUGCAGUAAAAGAUGACACAGACUAUCUCUGUCGAGCCAACAUAUCCGCUACAAAGCUGCCUACUCUUGGACUCAAAGACAAUUUACAGAAUGCACACUGUGAGAUGGAAAGCAAUGAAAUGGUUCACAAAGGUCUUUUAUUUUCUCCUAAUGAAAAUCACACCGCCUCAAAAGUGUUAGAUGACAUCUCGGUUCCAGUGAAAGACAGCACGCCAUCCGAUCCUCAAACCUGUAGAUCAAAACUUGCGGUCAGCCCAAGUCAAGUUUCCUGCCUUAGAGAGGUCAAGGCCUCACCCUCCAAACUGCUCAAAUUCCUUAAGAUACCCACUCUUAAUGAACGUACCGCAGUACCUACUCCACCUCGUCUCAGUCCUCAGUUGACGCGUAGCUCAAAGAUUCCUUGCCGAAGCAACAACUAUGAGGUUCACCAGUCGCCUGUAGCCACACGAAAGGCCACCACAACAGAGAGGCAAAGACAGCUGCCUGCUUCUAAAUCAGAGUCUCAAUCUGCGCCAACAUCUCCACCCCAGCCCGAAGAUGUUCCCACACCGCUGACAAAAGAACUUAGUUGUGGUAUACCUAAAACCAGUCGCGUAGCCAAACCUACACAAAGUUCUCACGUUCAGAGGACCCCUCAAAAAAUACCACAUUAUGAAAACGUCUCGGAUAUCUCCAAAACAUGUAGUACAGAUGUAUCCCAGUUACUCGGGGAAGUGAGCUCUUCUCUUCGCAAUUCUAGCCCUGGUAGUGAAGGAGUAAAAGUGAAGCAGUCGAAAUUUGUUAUGGAACGGCCGACAAAUCUCAAGCAGAAAGAUGUCUCGCCAGAAUCAGAUUUUUCAGAUCAAGAGGACAGCUCGGAGAGCCCAGUCUGGCAUAAGCAGGUUCGGAGUCUACCUACUCAGUCAACAUCCCAGAAAGUUCAAAGUGGGAUCAGCACACGCUCCAGAAGCCAAGAGAAAAGCGAAACUGAUGCUGAUACACAAAACAGAGAAUCACCUUUCAAAAGGAACGAUCCACCUCCUGUUCCUAAAAAAUCAGGGAUCGGAAGGCAUUCGGGUGAAUCGAGCCAUUCGUUUAAAGAAAGGUUGGCUGCCCUUGGUAAAUUAAGGAACCCGGAGGAAUCAACAGCUUGUCCCCAGCUUGCAGAGAAGAAAGAGGUUCAGUCCACAGCUAGUAUAGUAGCACAUACCCAAGAGAAAAUCAAAACUGCUGACAGAAAUUCCGAUUGUAAAUCAGUAGAAUAUAGACUUCCGAAAAAUACAGAAACCAAUGAUGAUAAAUCAUAUCAUUCAGGUUAUCUUGAUGGUGCUCUCCCCAAACAAGGGUCUUUUCAGCAUGGCGAGCAAGUGGUCAGGUCUCUUCCCUCUAGCACGUUAGUAUCUAAACCUGAACAUGAAUCUCCCAGAACAUUCAUAGCCAAGCAAGACAGCCCAAAAUCAAAGAUGCAUCCACCAUCUGCCAACUUGGAGGCUGCACAGGCUUUGCGCACCUAUGUUAAAAAUACAACGCCACAUAGCCUUUCAUACAAUGGAAAAAAUGUCAGUGGUAGCCCCAAUAAAAUACAGCUUAAGUCACCAACCAAAACUGUUCCACCUUCUAUGAACCGAGAUGGGAAACCUACCCAGGAGUUUCAGCGGUACAUGUCAAAAUCUGAAGACAGGAGCCAUCUCAGGGCCAAUAAGAAGAAGAAUUCCUAUGGAGAGAGUCUUCCUCCUCCACCACCAAGGCCAGUAGAAGUAGCAGAAGAAAAGAGACACUCUGUCCCCAGUCUACAGUCUUCUAUUGAACAGAAGGUCAUGAAAGGCAUUGAGGAAAACAUGCUGAAAUUGCAAGAACAAGAUAAAGGGCAAAUGGUUGAGGUCAAGCAAAAGGCUUCCAACGGAAUCGCUAGCUGGUUUGGCCUGAGAAAGAGUAAGCUGCCGGCUCUUAGCCGAAAACCAGAAUCAUCAAAAGUUAAAGAUGACAAGAGAGAAUGGAAACUCAAUAUAUCUUCUAAGGAUUCCAAGGGGGCUGCUAGAAAACCAGAGGGUGAGAGCUUGAACAUUUCUAUGCUGAUCGAGAAGGCCGAGGGCUUACAUAAAGCUCUUGAAGAGGAACGGGCUUAUGUGAAUGGAGUGGCUUUGGACCGACAAGGAAAAGGACAUUCCUGCGAGGUGGUGAUGGACCAGGCCCAAGGACAGCUGUCUGUGAUGUACAGAGGAGUGCCGUCUGACAACUUCAUGCAACAACUGCUUAACCGGGUUGAUGGGAAGGACACAGGGGCCAUCAGCAUGGCACAUCGGCGUCUCUCAUUUGACUGUAAAUCCAGACCUGUAUUUAGUCACCAGAGUUCUGGCAUUGCCAUUCAGACACGAAGCAGUGAUGACAUGCAAAAGGUUUCUACUUUACUCAGUAAAGAUGUUACAUCAGAUGACAACCUGGCUGAGAACAUUCAUCAUGAACACUUUGCAGGUUCUGGAAUCUCCACACAUACCCUUGACAGUGGCAUUGGCACGUUUCCGCUUCCCGACUACAGUGCAAAUGCCGGCUGCAAAAGCAUUCCCAAAGGAAAGACCCACGGGGAGAGCGACCCUUCUCUUUCCCAGGGAAAACAUGGCUCAGGGAUAAAAAUCUCCCAUAAGGCCUGGACUUUGGAGAGAGAGCUGUCCUCUUUAGAAGAGGAUUAUAUGGGGAGUCAGGAUAUUGAUCAUCACACCAGCACGUUGGAAAACAAGAUUCCAGCCAGCCAGAUUGCAAACAUUGUGCAUGAUGGCACUGAUAUCUGUGGAGCACCUAUGAAAAUAGGCCCCACCAAAAACUGGACGUUUCCUAACCUCAAAGCAUCAGGAGAGCCAUCGGAGGUUUAUCUUGGUGUUGGAGAUGGUGUAGAGCCAGUCAGCCAUAAAAGUUCAUUUAAGAGGCGCAACAAGAUUAGUGCCCCCGUAAGCAACCGAGAAGGCGACCCAAGAAGUCUCCCUCAACCCGAUCAGGCACGUAGAGGCAAAAGCCGUAUUCCUGCUAAUCCAGAGAUGGCGAGGGACACUGGUCUAGAGUUGGUAAGAGAGAGACCAGAUGAUAGUUUGUCUCCAAGCCAUCCACAAGUCCUCGAGACCCCCGAGUCCCUAAGUGACUCUCUCUACGACAGCCUCUCCUCCUGUGGUAGUCAAGGCUGAAGUUUUAGAGGUUAGGACUGAAUAAUAACCAGGUACCAACCUUUUUGUAAAACUGAUACUUGUGGUGAUUCUCACACAUCAGACAUUUUUCAAAGGUGGAUACUUAUGGAAAAAUCCAUUUUUUUCGACAGAGAAUAGCUCACAGAACAUGAUAUCCCCUGUACACUAAAUACACACGUUUGUAUCUGAGAUAGCCUGAUGAUGGAAGAAGGAUUUUUACAGCGUGUUAGUUGUGAUCUCAUUUUUUGAACCAUUAUAUCAACUCUGUCACCUCAUUUGUGUUCUCUGUUUCAAGUGGUAGCAUCGUAGUGAUGUCAUGAACUCGUUAUUUUAGCAUUCAGUUAGCUUCGGAGACCGUUCCAAAGUCUCGGUUCAUUGCAGCAGUCUUCCAGUUUUCAAACUCACCGAAUGUUCUGGUAUUGUCAUGCAACAUCCGUGCACAUUCUUUGGUAACAUUUGUGUAAAGUUAUUGGAAAGUGAAUGUUAAUAUAUGUGAUUUUCGAUUCAUAUGCAUAUUCAUGAAAAUAAGAAAAGUAAAAAAACACAUUUGUGUUGCAUUUAAGAGUUUUGUUUGGUUCAUUAUGUGUUUAAAGAAAAAACGUGUAGCAGCAAGCAACACAAGUGCUGUCCAGAGCUACAGAGUGUUCCACAGUGAAUUUUUUUACGUUUUUAUUUAUUUAUUUUCUUUGAAUGGUGUGGUAAGACAAGACCACAUUUUAUUGGUUACUUUUUUUAAGUUCUGUUGAAAUAUGUACCGUGCCUGGCUUUAUACGUCUCUUUAUGUGUCUAUUGGUUUGUUUGUUCUCCAGAUAUGCCCAUGAUGUAUUAAUACUUUGUUUUUUUUUUAUAAUGAUUUAAUGUUUUUUAUUCAUCACACUGCUUACAAUCACUGACAUUUAACAAGGCCUUCCCAGGAUUCUCCAGGGUUUUAAUGUUUGGCUUAAUGGACAACAAAAAUAAGUACACAAUCAACCAUUCCCAGCUCAUUUUAAAACAAGGCAGGCGAUUCAUUCACUCUCUUUCUCGGUUGACGUAAUGAUGCAAAAUCUGCCUUACACAACCCACUACAGCUGUUAGAAAUUAUCCAAGUUAUUUAGCGAGGGAUUUUUGUUGGAAUGGUCAUGUUGUUCCAUAAACGCAUCUGAACAAAUGAAAAUAUUUGCUGCAAUUCAAGUCAAGGUGUUGCAUUGGAUAUUUUGACAGUUAAGUGAACAUUUUACCAUUAUUACGUGAUUGCACAAAAAGCCAUAGUUUAGUAGAUAAUAGUACAACCCAAAUCUUUACUUGUAUGUGAUGACCUCAAAACCUGUUAUUUUAAUAAAUCAACUAUAAGAAAGCUAGUUUGAAACAUUCCCGAAUAUGCAUACAUUCUCAUCCAGCCACCCAAAAGUCAUUUCUGGCCCAUGUAAAAUUAAA